CCGGUACUGUCUGUGACAUACGUGCCACCAUGCAGCUGUCUGCCGCGCUGUGUCUGCUUGUGCUCGUCAAGGCUGCCCUGCCGGCUUUCAUUGAGCCGCGGGCCGCCCAGGAUGAUGUGUACAAGUUGCCGCCUGGUUUCCUGGUGGGUGCUGGCCUCUCAGCUACGCAGGCCGAGGGAGCAUGGAACACUCAUGGUAAAUCAGAAAGUGUGAUGGACCGCUUAGUGCACCAGUACAAAACUAUGUAUCCAACAACGAAUGAAGUGGCAGCAGACCACUACGGCCACUACAAGGAAGACCUCGCCCUUGCCAAACAGCUGAAGUUCACAUCCCACCGAUUCUCCAUAUCCUGGGCACGCAUCCUGCCAAAGGGAGACAGAAGUGUCAUCAACACAGAGGCCGUCGAGUUCUACCGCAACUACAUCGAUGAAGUCAAGAAGAAUGGCAUGGAACCUCUGGUGACUAUGUACCACUUUGAUCACCCAUACUCGGUCGAGGAACAAACUGGAGGAUGGACAUCUGACAAACUCGUCGACAUGUAUGUCGAUUACGCUGACUUCUUGUUCGAGACUUAUGGUGCCCAGGUGAAAUAUUGGAACCCAGUGAACGAAGGCAACAUGUACUGCAUCUAUUUGCCACCGGAACUCGGUGUCGCAAAUAUCACAGCCUACAGCCCAAACACGUUCUUCAAGUGUUUGCACAACACGAUCAUUGCUCAUGCAAGAGUGUACCGUCUGUACAAAGAAAAAUACUAUUCUCAGUAUAAAGGACAAGUGGGCUCGUCCGUGCUGAUCUGGCCGGCCUCUCCGCAAUCUGACAAGUACGAAGACACUUUGGCUGCAAAUCUGUUUAACGAAGUUUUCGCGGGAACGGCGAUCGACCCACUGAUUCACGGGGAGUACCCUGCUUCCACGCGCUACCUUGUAGACAAGAGAUCGAAGGAGCAGGGCCUCCCGGAGUCGAGACUUCCCCACUUUACCGCCGCCGAGAAAGAUCUUCUGAUUAAAGGAGGCCCAGCCACGGACUUUGUUGCACUGAACGUCUACAGUGGAUACAAAGUUGAAUAUUCGCAAGAUCCAAACGACCACGGCACUCUCGGCACUAUCCAAGAAAUGCUGGAGCCCGUUUUGGAUGACAUUGAGCACGUCAAGUUGAUUUCGGGAGGUCGGUUUGAUGAGGGCGCAGGAGAUGUCAUGAGGACUGCGGUGUUGUGGUCCUGGACCCGUCACCAUCUUCCUAUCGUCAUAACUGAGAACGGUUACGGUGACACUAAAAAACAUGGCAUCCAGGAUUAUAGCAGUCGAGGAGUGUAUCACAGUUCCAACAUCGGAGCUCUUGUCCGCACUGCAAAUGAAUUCAACAUUCCCAUCAUAUCCUACCACGCGUGGGCCCUACUGGAUGUGUACGAAUUUUCCGCGGGCUACACAGCCCGACCGUUUGGACUCAUCCACGUUGACUACAACAGUCCCACACUGAAGCGGACUCUGAAGGAGUCCUCCAAGUUUUUCAUCGAGUUGGGAGAAACUGGCAGAGUGCCGCAAAUAGUUUCCUCGUCGGCGUCAUCGCUGUCAUCGGCAGUGCUUCUCUUGUUACUCUCAUUCGUUGCGCGAAUGUGGCAGUAAUAUCCGCCGAGCUUGGCAAAUAAUCUCAGUGAUAUCGCUACUAUUAUUUAAUUACAUGAGUUCCUGUGGAGUCUGUGCUGGGAAAAACAGAACAGCUAGAGGGUACGGGAAAAUCGGACGCCUCGUUUUUAGACUGAAUUUCCAUGCUUUGAGAUUCACUUAUACUGUGACGCGAUCGUGUACGUACACCAGUAUUCAGAAGGGAAUAUUUCCGAGUGUAUACCUGGGACAGUUCAGUCUAAAUUAGGGGUGUGCGAUUUUCCCCGCCGCACCUGCUGUGGUCGACUCUUCCCUUCCCUGCACUGAACCCAAAUCGACGAAGCCGUGUUCAAGGGGUCAGCGCGUUUACUACUUUCUGUGAUUUUAGGGUACUUCCUCUGUUUCUCAGUAUCUAUUAUGCAAGAUGUCUUGUGGAUUUUUUCUUAGUCUGCUUAUGAAUGCUUGGGCUUUGUUGAUGUUGUGUAAAGUUAGAAAUAUGCGUGCUUGUAAUAAGUAUAAGUAAUAAAAGAGCAGUGUGUACCA
Molecule: messenger RNA, 2144 nt
Organism: Thrips palmi
Lineage: Eukaryota; Metazoa; Arthropoda; Insecta; Thysanoptera; Thripidae
Product: myrosinase 1-like
Exons: 10
Coding region: 30-1622 (530 amino acids)
Biological process (GO): carbohydrate metabolic process
Molecular function (GO): beta-glucosidase activity
Source: RefSeq, a predicted model, not a curated record